AUGUCCGGUACACCCGCUACCACGACCGCGGCGCUGGGACUCAUGGUUCUAGACGUAAGGACAUUAAGCGAGAACAAUGUGUAUAUAUUAUCAUACGAGUUCUAA
This is a messenger RNA of Fusarium proliferatum ET1, 105 nucleotides long. RefSeq lists its product as uncharacterized. Bases 1 to 105 code for a protein of 34 amino acids. The record is from RefSeq and is a predicted model, not a curated record. NCBI's taxonomy places the organism in Eukaryota, Fungi, Ascomycota, Sordariomycetes, Hypocreales, Nectriaceae. The transcript is spliced from 2 exons.